This is a messenger RNA of Guyanagaster necrorhizus, 1317 nucleotides long. RefSeq lists its product as uncharacterized. The record is from RefSeq and is a predicted model, not a curated record. Lineage: Eukaryota; Fungi; Basidiomycota; Agaricomycetes; Agaricales; Physalacriaceae. Bases 257 to 1207 code for a protein of 316 amino acids. The transcript has 4 exons.
GGGUAAUGAGAAAGGUCUGUGAUCCACUUAUCUGUUACUCUAAGCUGCGGUGGCGUCAACUCCCUUGGGCACCAACACACGAGAAUACGAGAAAAUUAUACUCCUUGGGGGUUAGCACUCAAAAGUCAGUGACUGUUUAUCAGAAGGGCCAAGCACGUGCCCGUGUCGACCACCCACGACGACGACCACACCGCAUAUCAAGACCACGCCAUGAACCUUCUUGUACUGCGUGUGCCACUGGGAGACAUCAGCAAAUAUGAAUCCGAGUGACUCUGGAAAAGUCAACACGAUCCUACAUAAUCUGAGGGGCGAACAGUUCAGACACUCUCAGAAUAUCCAAGGAUCACGCAUCCAGGUGCAUCUUCGAGCAGGGUUGAUUCACAACUCUCCAACGCUGCCUUUCAAGCUGCACGACCAUGGCAUUGCUGCUACAGAAGCCGAGAGCACUGCAGAGAUGCCUCAGACGUGGUCGGGUCCGAAACCGCCAAAGAGCUGGCGCAUGGAAAUCACCAGUGCCAUGCGAGCAAACAUGCUUUCGCUUCUGCUCUCGGUAUCAUCGCAGGCCUCGGUGCCUUCGCUCACCCUCUUAUGUCUGAGGCGAAUUUCUUCUAUGCCCACAAACGAGUUCAUACACGACAUCAUACCCUUUGUUCCUCCCCAUUUGCGUUGCCAGCUUCUUCGCGAUACCGCGCUGCACUUCCCUCUGCCCAAUCCCAAGCUUUAUGCUCUGUGCGAACCUGAAGGAACCGCAGACGGAGAGCUGAUAAUCGUUGGUCCUACCCAGUCGCUGCACAAUGGCUUCUUUCUACACUCAGCCAGGGAAGGAGCUUAUCAGACGGCUUGGGAUGAAGAGGAAUGGAGUCCCAGUCCUUUGCACACAUUCAUUCUUCUCUCUACCCCUUUAUCAACCUCCACUUUACUCACCCUCUCGCCAACCAUAACACAUAUGGCACUGAUAAACCUGCCCAACGCCUUGCCUCUGCACCGUCUGCCUGGUAUCUGCCCCUUGCUUGUUGUGUUGGACCUAUCAUACAAUGUCUGGCUGCACCUUGCAUCCAAGGAGGCUACCAAAAUAUUAGAUCGCGUGCAGUGGAAUCGCUGGACACACUUACGGAAACUCGGGUUCAGGGACUGCUACGUUUAUGACGGUCUGCUAGCGAAACUGAACCAAGGUAAGUGGGAUGAUGUACAAGUCGUAUUAACCUAGUAUAGCUCCAUUUCAACCAUGCUCCGUUAUCAGGAUGAGAGUAUUCAUGAAUAUAUAUGAUGCGUGAUACAAUGCAGAAUGAAGAAUGUGAUGGGAAAAUGCAACGUCGU